Brassica napus (rape) is the source of this 2811-nucleotide messenger RNA. RefSeq names its product putative F-box/LRR-repeat protein At3g18150. NCBI's taxonomy places the organism in Eukaryota, Viridiplantae, Streptophyta, Magnoliopsida, Brassicales, Brassicaceae. The record is from RefSeq and is a predicted model, not a curated record. Bases 633 to 2009 code for a protein of 458 amino acids. Gene Ontology annotation, molecular function: protein binding. The transcript has 3 exons.
UUUUUCAGCUAUUUUUCUUUUUACAUUUGUUGGUUAUUAAAUAGUUUUAGAUUCUAACGUAUUUGUAUUUAAUUAACUAUAUAUUUUUUUAUAAAAUAUUAAUUCAAUUUGGUUUGAAACUCAGUUAAGAUAAUUUUAAAAUGAAGCUCUUUAUUAACAUAAUGAAGAGCUUAAAAUCUGCCAUAAGCUACUCACAUAAUGACAACAUAUUUUGGUUAAUAAAUAGUUUCAGAUUCUAACGUUUUUGUAUUAUAAUUUUUUUAUAAAAUAUAGAAAGAGCUUCAUUUUGAAAGUAUCUUAACUGAGUUUUAAACCAAAUUAAAUUAAUAUUUUAUAAAAAAAUUAUAUACUUAAUUAAAUACAAAUACGUGAGAAUCUGAAACUAUUUAUUAACCAACAAAUGUUUUCAUUAUGUGAAAUUAAAAUCAUUAGAUAUUUUACUGCCAAAUGCCAUUAUGUGAGUUGCUUAAGUUUAAAAAUAAAAGUUAUCUAUUUAAUAAAACUAGAUUACAGUACUAAACUACUAAUAUAAAAUCUGUGAGAUAAUAUGAGGUUCACUAAGAUUGAGAAAGAUAAGAUUAUAUAUGGUUUUUAAGAGUGCCAUAUACAUAAAAGUUGAGCUCUAAGAAUAUAUGUACCAGAUGAAGAUGGCCGACGACAAGAUAAUCGAAGGAGAUGUAGACUUGAUCAGCACUUUACCAGAUGUGAUCCUCCAAAACAUACUAUGCUUUAUUCCAACCAAACUAGCCAUAACUACUUCCCUCUUGUCUAGACGAUGGAGGCAUGUAUGGUGUGAGAUACCUUCUAUCUCCUUAGAUGUGGAUACACUGACGGCAGCAUCGGUAAACGAAACCCUAACUCGCUACAAAGCUACCAAGACAAAGAGUUUUCACCUCAUUAUAACCACCAUGAUGGGGAACAUUCCCCACAUUGAUAGUUGGAUCGAGGGCGCCAUGUCACGCGACGUUGAGAAUUUAUCCCUGGAUUUUCUUCAUCAUUAUUAUAAAUAUAAGCUUCCUGAUUUCUUCUACUACACUUAUUCUUUCAAGCAACUUGACAUUACGUUAAGCUAUGAUCGACAUACGAUUUUUUCUCUCGAGUACACUGUAUCUUGGACAUCCUUGCAGAAAUUAUCCUUGACUAAUUGUAGUCUCUUUGAUGAAUUCUUAGCUAAGAUUCUAUCCGGUUGUCCGGUUCUCAAAUACUUAAGAUUGUAUGAAUGCGGUGAACUAAAGAUUCUUGAUCUCAGCAAAUUUCUACGUCUGAGAAUAUUAGAAGUAAUACGUCACUUGCCGGUUCAGGGGCCAAGGAAGAUUUUGGCACCACACAUCCAUUGUCUAAAAUUGCAUGACUCUCAGUUAUCAUGUACUUUGGUUGAUGUCGCUUCUUUGACCGAAGCUAAUCUGGAGUCAUGCAAUUGUGACAUCACAAAAAACUCAUUGUACCGUGAAUUUAAUGGUGAUUUUCUCCAAGGCAUGGUGCUAAAGAUGCUAGAAAAGUUAAAGAACGCAGAGAAGCUUACGCUUGGGAGAAACUUUACUCAGAUUUUGUCUCUUGCUGAGAUUCAUGGUGUUCCUUUCCCGAUGUUCAAGGUCAAAGCAUUGACUCUUGAUACAGAGAUCUGUCAAUAUAUUAUUCCUGGCAUAGAAAGACUGUUACAAAACUCACCUGAUUUAGAAAAGUUAACCGUAGUAGAAGGAAGGGUUCGCUUCUACAUGCUGGUGGAGUUUCUUGACAAGUACUUGAAAUCACAAGGCUUUAACGUGAACAAAUGCUGGAGAUCAAAAGAUGGAGCCUCUUGGAACAAGUACCGUAAGGAUUUGAAAUCUGAGCAUGUGGCUUCAUUAGUGGAACUUGUGCUUAAGAACACCGAGAAACUAGACAAGAUGGUUGUAUUGUUGGAUGAACAUUUCCUUAACUUCAAAAUUGAAGACGUGGUGGUUCCAACACUUCCUCACAACAACAAUGUCACCAUUGUGCUCUCUUCCACCAACAAACCGAUGACAUGAAGAGUUGUGAAUCAUAGAGGGGUUGAAGUCUUGUCAGUUUACAUCUCUCCUAAUAUUGAAAACAGAAUAGAAGAAGAUUUUUGUUUGUUCACACAAAUCUUCAAGCCUUUAGUGGAGAUUUUAAGAGUAUCAAAAAUUUGCUUUAUCUUUUUUUUUAACCGUAUAGCUUAUGUGAAAUAGCUUUUAGUUAACCGUAGCUUUUUUUUUUUGUCGGGGAUUUAUUUAAAUAUUACAAUUAUGAGAAAGAUUUCAAAGACGAUUCGAUAACCGACAAUUCUACUUGCCUUAUGAGGAUCUACGCCUAACUGCAUCAUUUGAGCCGUCCUAUGAAGAUCACGCCUGACCGGAUUUAUUUGCACCAUGUUGAGAAAUCCUUGUAAGUCUUUCUUCUGUAAUCGCAUAAUUGUUGAAUAAAUCGCUUGCUCCGGGAAUUGAAACCUGGAUUUCCUGUGCAAUCUGCAAGAAAUUGCAUAGUCUGGGAUUUGAACCCUAGACCUGGGUGUAGAAACCUUUAAACAAUAACCACUAGGCUACGGUGCUUCCACAGUUAACCGUAGCUUAUGUGACAAAUUAGAGGGGUGGUUCAGAUUCAUGCCAACACUAACUACAUUGAUGAACCCCUUUUCUGUUGCAGUCUUUCUUUAUUUUACUAUUCAAACAAGACAUAUUCAAAGAAACCUUAUAGUCACCCGAUUAAUUUAAUUAAAAGUCAAUGAUCUUAGGUACAAAUAGAGUUAUUCUUGGAUGAACCUCUACGUUCAUCAACCAAUAGAAUUUCAUUAUUUCAAAUUCGAUAUUUUAA